This is a messenger RNA of Mucor mucedo, 751 nucleotides long. RefSeq lists its product as uncharacterized. Gene Ontology annotation, biological process: regulation of transcription by RNA polymerase II. The transcript is spliced from 3 exons. Gene Ontology annotation, cellular component: histone deacetylase complex; chromatin. Gene Ontology annotation, molecular function: transcription coregulator activity; chromatin DNA binding; histone H3K9 demethylase activity. The coding region runs from base 1 to 477 and encodes 158 amino acids. Lineage: Eukaryota; Fungi; Mucoromycota; Mucoromycetes; Mucorales; Mucoraceae. The record is from RefSeq and is a predicted model, not a curated record.
AUGCGUAUAGUUCUUGUUCUUGUUUCCGGCUUCGAAUUAAAUGGCGAAGAUUACUUCAAUGCUUUCUCUGACCGCAAGCGCCGUCAACGACUAUAUGGGAAACUCGGAAGCUCUGAGGUCCUCAAGGUUAAGGACUGGCCCCAAACCCAUAAUUUGCUAGGUUUAUACGACGAUUUCAUGCGAACUGCACCGGCACCUGAAUACUGUAGCGCCUCCGGUUACUUGAACUUGGCUAACCGAUUACCAGAAGAGUACCUGCCUUUUGAUUUUGGACCCAAGAUGUUCAUCUCCUAUGUCAGCGACAAUCACAGCAAGACGGGCAAGACGAAUUUGCAGUGCGACAUCACCGGCCAAUUGCAAGAGUAUAUCCGAAAGUAUAAAGAUUGUGAUCGAUUGCAUCCAAUUUUCGAUCAUGCUUUCUACAUGACCGAGCAAGAUAUUGAACGCUUGGAAGCCGAGUAUGGUGUUGUUCCUUAAACCCUCUACCAAAACCCUGGUGAUGCGGUCUUUAUCCCAGCAGGCUACGCACACCAAGUGUUGAACUGCUUAAAUUCGAUCAAGUGCGCGUUUAGCUUUUUAAGCCCUGGAAACGUUGACAGUCGUUUGCUCAUCUCGGGUGAACUGCGUAAGCUCAACAAGCAAGACGCCUUACAAGUCUUAACGACUUUGGCGUAUUCUUGGGUUAGUCUCAAGUCUAAAUAACAAAAGCAACAACUAGAAUUAAUAAAUAAAAAAAUUGUAUGUUUAUAAG